Messenger RNA from Cherax quadricarinatus, 998 nucleotides. Its product is annotated as transmembrane protein 186-like. Gene Ontology annotation, cellular component: mitochondrion. NCBI's taxonomy places the organism in Eukaryota, Metazoa, Arthropoda, Malacostraca, Decapoda, Parastacidae. The record is from RefSeq and is a predicted model, not a curated record.
AAACAUUCAUCAACAACUAUGGUGGAGCAGCAGUUGCUGCUGCUGUUGUUGAGGUGGUCAGCUGAUGGUGUCAACGUCUGCUGUUAGUGGUAAUGGUGCGGGUGAGAUUUGUGUAUGUGCAAUGCUCAGUACAGCUCUUAGCCAACAAGUUUACCGAAGAGGAAUUCCUCUGGUAGCCUUUUUACGCUGCAACACUAAUGUAGUGCGUCCACUCUGCAGUGCAACCAGGCAACACCAGUGUAAAGAGAGUCAGAUCAUUACAACUAGUAAGCCACUUCAGAAUGGAAAUAGCUUUCAAAUGAUAUAUAAAUUCCCGCACAUAAGGUUGGCUCGUUCAUUGUGUCGGUUGAAGAUACAUCAAACUGCUCUUACUUGCCUAGCUCUUCCUGCUGCUGGAUAUUUUGCAUAUGUAGGACUCUUAGGGCUAGAACGUUUUGUUGGUGUUGCUGCCAUUAAUGGACUGGCACUUGUCAUGUUAUAUGUUAUGGGAGAAAUAUUCCGCAGGAUAGUUGGUCAUGUUUACUAUGACACACAAAGCAGUUUAGCAAAGGUAUCUCAUCUAAAUUUUUGGGGAAGUCGUAAAGAUAUAUACAUCCCAUCCAGUGAUAUAGUACCAAUUGCCGACACAUCUGAUAAUCCUGCUGACAUUUAUGUUCGCUUGCUAAGAUAUUCGCAGCCCAAAUUCUCUCUGUUCCUUUUCCUCAGAUUUGGUGGCAUCAUUGAUCACGAGAAAUUUAGUAUUGUGUUUGGCAGUCUCAAGCCUGAGCAAUAGCUAUUAAAAACUGAAAAUCAGUCAGAAAAGUGAAAUUUAAGGGCAUAACUACUUAUAGUAUAGUACUUAUUAAAUGUGGAAGAGGAGAUACUGAGUAAAUCAAUUUACAUAAAUCGUUAUGGCCUUAGAUAUGUAAAAAAAUUUGAAAAAAAAAAAAAAGGUGUAGGCCAUUUCAGAAGCAUUGUAUGAGGUGUGUGCAAAAACUCAACUCGCAAGACAAACAAAA